Molecule: messenger RNA, 636 nt
Organism: Alternaria metachromatica
Lineage: Eukaryota; Fungi; Ascomycota; Dothideomycetes; Pleosporales; Pleosporaceae
Exons: 2
Coding region: 1-636 (211 amino acids)
Source: RefSeq, a predicted model, not a curated record
AUGAGUGCACCAAAUAACGCACCGCAGCCACCCGGCCUAAUAACAUCCUCCCCCCACACCCUCCAAAACUUCGACCUCACCGCGCCCAUCCUCCGCUUCGACUUCCCCACGCCCGCCGCGCAAGCAACCUUCCACCGCGCCUUCCUACAAGUCCGCAACGAAAAAGACAAAGCAGCUUUCAUGCAACGUUUCUUCGAUAACUACGACGGCCAAGUCUCCAUACCUCGGCGUGUCAUCAUGGACACGAGCCGAGAUGAAGAAGUUGCUCGGAGGCUGCAGGAGAGUCUGCCGGUGGAGGUAGAUACAGGGAGGGAUGAGCAGAUGGCGAGACAGCUGCAGGGGCAGAUGGAGCAGAUGGGGAGGGGUGGUUUUGGAGGAACUGACACCAAUUCCGACGAGCGGGCCUCCAAGAUCCUGGUGCGUAUCCUGGACAACCCGGAUAUGGUAACGCGGCUCCUCGACGAAAUCCUCGACUACCGUCUCGUCGCUCCGAGAACCAGGAUGAUGAAUUUGAGGGCUAUCAUGGCAAUGAGGAGCAAGGCUAUCCAGGAUAUGGUCAAGGUAACAGAUGGUAUGGCUACGGCUACGACCCUCGCCGGGAUCACUGGGGUCAUCAAGGUGGAGGCUGUUAGAUGA